This is a messenger RNA of Leptopilina boulardi, 7815 nucleotides long. RefSeq names its product rap guanine nucleotide exchange factor 2-like. Gene Ontology annotation, cellular component: plasma membrane; apical plasma membrane. Lineage: Eukaryota; Metazoa; Arthropoda; Insecta; Hymenoptera; Figitidae. Gene Ontology annotation, molecular function: protein binding; guanyl-nucleotide exchange factor activity. Gene Ontology annotation, biological process: positive regulation of GTPase activity; Ras protein signal transduction. The record is from RefSeq and is a predicted model, not a curated record. The transcript has 19 exons. The coding region runs from base 545 to 4921 and encodes 1458 amino acids.
UUUUGAAGGAAGGAUCUGUGUCGCUUGGAAGAAUUUUUAAAAUCAUUUUUAAAUCAGCAAUCAUGGAUUCCCCUUACUUUUUUGCAAUAGAAGAGGAGAAUUGGAUGUCUUACAGGGAGGAUGUGUGGCGCUUGGAAGAAUUUUUGAAAUCAUUUUUAAAUUAGCAAUCAUGGAUUUCCCUUACUUUUUUGCAGUAGAAGAGAAUUCAAGGACAAAAGAAGUCCUUUUCAACAUCAAGAAGUUUGACAAUACAGGAAUCGAUCAACAAUCAAACACAAAAGUGAUGUCAAAUAUAUGUGAAAGUGUUUUACAAAAAUCAAAUUAAAUAUAUUUACUAUGGCGGGACAUGAAAAUUCUUGCCAAUUGUAAAAUUUCAAUGUAUGCUUCAAUUUUGAUUUUUGUUUGUGGAAAUUGAAAAGGAAAAAGAAGAAGAAGAAGAAAUGUGAAAUCUUUUGUUUGUUACAAUGGUUCGGAAAGUUUCGCGUGAUAAAUCACACGUACAAGCUGAUGAUCCAUUAAUUAUUGUCGUUGGAUUUUAACGAUUAUGACGGAAUAUUUGGAUCAACAUUUAAUUCGGGCUCUCUGCCGUGAUCCAGAUCGAAGAACACUUCAGGAUUUACAGAUCAUUUAUUACGGUUUGCUGGGACUGGAGGCGUUACGACCCUGUAGGGAUUCCGUUCUUCGUGGUCUUUGCAAAAUAGUUCGUUACGAGAGACAUCAUGCCAAUCAUGUUCUUUACUACACUGGCGAACUUGCAACCAACUGGUACAUUCUUCUCUCUGGUUCCGUGUUCAUCGAUGGUUCCAUGUUUCUACCCCGCUCAAGUUUUGGAAAACGGACAGGUGGCAGUGCAAGAAGACCCAAUGAAUGUUUCGUUCUGGAGCCCUCCGAGAUGAUAGUGAUUGACUAUCCGGAGGUUCACACUGGAAGGAUGCAUCGACCUCCACAUCCUCAUCCGAUUACGGAUCAUCGACAGGUCAAUCUCGUCUUCGAUGAAACGUUUUCGCAGGGCCUGACAGGCAGGCCGGAACUGUAUCAAAAAUCAAACAGAAGUAGUCACUCGAGUGACACAAGUUCGGCGUACAGUGGAUCUGAUACAAUGACGUCCGUACAAAGUUCCUUGGACGCCGAUCCCGACGAAGUGGAUCUUUCUGGCUUAGUUGAGUCGAUAGUUGACUCUGAUGAGGAGGAAGAUCUUGCCGAAAGCAUGGAUAGUUUGACUGUGCGUGAUACAGUUCGUGAAUGCCUGGAAAAAGAUCCUCAGGAACGUUCGGAAGAUGAUAUAGAAAUUCUCCUUGAAUUCACACAACAUUUAAAAGCAUUUACAAAUAUGACACUUGCAGUAAGAAGGGCUUUAUGUGCUGUGAUGGUAUUUGCUGUUGUUGAAAGAGCUGGAAUGGUUGUUUUAGCUGACGGUGAAGAUCUUGAUAGUUGGAGUGUAUUAAUUAAUGGAGCCGUUGAAAUUGAACACAGUAAUGGAGAAAUUGAACAACUUCAUCUUGGUGAUAGUUUUGGUACAUUGCCAACAAUGGAUAAAUUAAAACAUCGUGGUGUUAUGAGAACAAAAUGCGAUGAUUGUCAAUUUGUUUGUAUAACGCAAGCUGAUUAUUUUCGUAUUCAACAUCAAGGCGAGGAGAAUACACGACGACAUGAGGAAAAUGGAAGAGUUGUACUUGUCACUGAAUUGAGAGGUGCAUUGGACGGUGCAUCGCGUCGUGGCUAUGUUGUAAUUCGUGGUACACCGGAAAGAUUAAUGAUGCAACUCAUUGAGGAAAACAGUAUUACAGAUCCGAAUUAUGUUGAAGAUUUUCUCUUAACACAUCGUACAUUUAUCAACAGUCCACUUCUAGUCGCAAAUCAAUUAUUAGAAUGGUUUGAACAACCACAAGUUCGUGAUUGUGUUGCACGGGUUGUUCUUCUUUGGGUGAAUAAUCAUUUUACGGAUUUUGAAACAGAUCCGGCGAUGAUGGAAUUUCUUGAGGCGUUUGAAACUGGUCUUGAGAGAGAAAAAAUGCAGGGUCAACAGAGAUUAUUGAAUAUUGCAUGUGCGGCUAAGGCGAGAACGCGAAAUGUCACAUUGGCAAGGCCAAGUCGAGAUGAGGUGCUUCAUUUUAGUAUAUUGGGUGGAUAUGAACGUGGUUUUGGUAUUUUUAUUUCGAAAGUUGAUAAAAAAUCAAAAGCCGAGGAUGUUGGUUUAAAACGUGGUGAUCAAAUAUUAGAAGUUAAUGGACAAAGUUUUGAGCAUGUUAAUCAUGCGCGAGCAUUGGAAAUUUUACGUGGAUCAACGCAUCUUAGCAUCACUGUGAAAUCUAAUUUAUUAGCGUUUAAGGAAAUGUUACAAAUGCCGGAUAAUUCGCCAAGACCACGAGGUAGAGCAAAUAAGCCAGAGAUACCGAGACUGCCAACAGAUCCACGUGCAAGACUUUCAACACACGUUGAUCCCAUCACGCCUGUUAAUCCACUUAAUCCAUUGGUGGGUGGUGUUCCUCUUUUGCUGCCCGACAGUAAUGUGUCACCAUGUAAGGAUACAAAAAAAGAGCACAAGGGUUUUAUGACACUUGGACCCAAGAGACGAUUACAGAAAGCUUUAAUGAAAAUGAAUAUUUUGCCAAAGAAUACAAUCAACGAUGGCAUUCACGUGGACGAUCCAUUGGGACCACCGCACACACCACCAGGUACAGGUCUCACGCAAACGACAACAAAUCUUUAUCACUCGAGAAGCAAUCCUGAUCUCACGUCACUUUAUUGCUAUGAUGAUCUUCGAGCUCCUGAAUAUCCGGAGCAUGUUCUCAAAGUUUAUAAAGCUGAUCAGACAUGCAAAUAUCUUUUGGUUCACAAGGAAACAACAGCUCACGAGGUUGUGAUGUUGGCACUACAGGAAUUCGGAAUAACUGAAAGUAGUUCGAAUUUUUCAUUAGCGGAAGUGAGUGUCGGCGAGGGGGGAAUGAUUAAACAACGUCGACUACCGGAUCAAUUGCAAAAUCUCGCUGAACGAAUUGGUCUUAGUUCGCGAUAUUAUUUGAAAACAAAUGGUAUAUCGGAAACUCUUGUUGCCGACGAUCAGGCGCCAGAACUCAUUCGAGAGUCUCAGGUUCAUUUUCUUCAAUUGAACGCAGUCGAAGUUGCGAUUCAACUUACUUUGCAAGAUUUUAGUAUAUUCAGACAAAUUGAAUCCACGGAAUAUGUGGACGAUCUUUUCGAAUUAAAAAGUAGGUACGGAAUUCCUAUGCUCAGCCAAUUUGCAGAACUAGUCAAUAGAGAAAUGUUCUGGGUUGUCACGGAAGUUUGCUCUGAGCAUAAUUUGGUUAGGCGUAGCAAAAUUAUUAAACAAUUCAUCAAAAUUGCACGUCAAUGCAAAGAGUGUAAAAAUUUCAAUUCAAUGUUCGCAAUUGUAUCUGGUUUAGGCCACGGUGCAGUAUCUAGGUUAAGAGCAUCCUGGGAAAAAUUGCCCAGCAAAUAUCAAAGACUGUUUAGUGAUUUGCAAGAGCUCAUGGAUCCAAGUCGAAAUAUGAGCAAAUAUCGACAACUCGUGGCCUCUGAACAAACACAACCGCCAAUCAUUCCGUUUUAUCCGGUGGUUAAAAAAGACUUGACCUUCAUACAUUUGGGCAAUGAUUCGAGGGUGGAAAAUCUCGUUAAUUUCGAAAAACUACGAAUGAUCGCCAAGGAGGUGAGGACCUUGACGAAUAUGUGCUCGUCGCCUUACGAUCUUUUGACAAUGUUGGAAAGAGGCGGACAGCCGCCAAGUUCAGCGAUGGUUGCUUUAAAUCAAAUGACAACGGGAAAUCAAGGUGGGCAAACGGCAACGGUGAAAAGACGGAAAAAAUCGACAGCAGUACCAAAUCAAAAGAAAAUGUUUGAAGAGGCACAAAUGGUGAGACGAGUGAAGGCUUAUUUGGCUAAUAUGAAAGUAAUCACGGACGAGGAAAAAUUGCAUGCACUAUCGACGGAUUGUGAACCACAUGCGGGUGCAGUUGCAAUUGCUGCUGCGGUACCACUCGCCGGAAGUAGAGGACGACGACAUCCUUCACCAACGUUGUCGACAACCAGCAGCGCCAGUAGUACCAGUGAGGGCAGAAAGAGCAUACAAGGUACAAAAUUUGGAGCGGCAUCACCGCAAGCUGUGAGAAAAAUGCUCGCACUUUCGGAUCCGCACAAAACGCGACCUUAUCAACCGAAACAUUGUCCACCGCCACUUCCUGUACCGGGAUUGGCGAUUCACACUAGUGGCUUGGAACCAAGUCCUGGAGCGCCACGACGUGUUGGUUCUGGAAAUCGUGUUCCCAUGCAUGAAAGAUCACACAGCGACACACCCUCGGGACUUCCGCCACCUGUGGAUCUUAGCGCCGAGAGUAGUAGCGUUACGAGUCUCAGCAAUCUUCAACCAUUGAGAAAAACGCUUACUAGUGGUUCGGUGACAAGCAGUGACAGCGGUCAUAGUACACAGCUGGACAGCCACAGUGGAAGCAGCGUCGAGGCCGGUGGAAGUCCACCUCCACCACAGAGACGACACUCCGCCUUGCAAGGAUCGGUUUUGAGAGGUGGAAUACUACCCCCUUACCCCCAUGCCGUAGCAGUGUUACCUCCACUUCCUGUCAAUCAAAAUCAGAAUCACAAUCAUCAAUACCAUCAUCUUCAUCAACAUUAUCAUCAUCAGCAGCAAAUCUCGCCUCCUCAAGGUUCAACAGGAGUAGCAGUCAAUUUGGGAUUAAGUAUGCCGCCACCUUUGCCACUUGGUGCAUUAUCAGCGGGGAUGCGUCCUGUUGUUAGCGCAGUUCAAUGUCGUCAACCACCGCAAUAUAAAGCCGCAGCACAGAUGGCAAGGCUUUACAGGCUCGGUCGUGCUCACAGUCAUGAAGGUGUCACCUACCGGAAUGAUCACGAAGAUGAUGACGAAGAUGCACAGGUGUCGGCGGUUUAGAAACACAAAACAAAAAAAAUGUCAAUCGACGGCGUGUUCCAGUCGAAUGCUUUAGUUAAUUUUUCUCCAACCCCGCAUCCAAUUCUUCUUCGCUUAUUUUUCAUUAAAUUAGCGACAAUUAAUUUGAGGAAGUAUAUACACAGGAAGUGCUUCCUUUUAGCUGCAUCUUAAUUAUUAUUGUCGAAUAAAAUGAAACAAUACCGUCAGUAUGAAAAAGAAAAAAAAAAAAAAUAAUAAUGAACGUUCCCUGAAAAGAACGUGUAUCAAAAAGAGACGCGAUCGAUCCAUUUCACGAAUUCUGAUUUGAAAUUUUAAAUUAAUUUUUCAAUUUUAUGUUUCUAUAAUGAAACUUGUUUGAUUAUUCAGGAUUAAUGAUAUGGAUAGGCUCUUAUUUAAAUAUAAAGAAAUGAAAGGAUGUUUGAUAUUAUUAAAAAUGAUUUAUUUAAACAAAUUAACUUUUAAAUAAACAUUCUUUUUUUUUGUGUGUUUGUCGAAAAAUAUUUUUCGAUUAAACACGAUCGCGUGUUAUUUAUAUAUACAUAAAUAUAUAUAUACAUAUAUAUAUAUAAAUGUGUAAUAAAUCGAGCCCAAAGAUGUUAAAUAUCGUUUUAUCGCUGAGUAACGAGACGGCGUAUGUAUUAUAUAUUUUUUAGGUCUGUUCUUUAAAAAGAAAAAAACUCCGUAGCAUGUAAGUUGGUGUAAAUAGCGUAUAGUACCUAUUUAGUUUUUAGCAAAGAGAGAAAGACAAGGGAAAAAGAACAGGGAACAAUAUGAACAACUUUAGUAACUAUUUAAACGCAAUUUUUUCUUCUUGAAAAAUAAACACAUUUAUAAAAAAGCAGGAAAUAAAUAAAAAAAAAAAAAAAUAAUAAUCAUUCCUACGUUUAAAUAAAAAUUUGUGUUUAUAAAUGUGUUUCUUUUUUAAGAAAAGAAAAACUCAUUCUCAAUUUAAUGAGAACAGAAAAAAUAAAGUCAAGAGAUUAGAGUUUUUUGAGACACGAAGGAAAUGGCUCGAUUUUCAUUCUUUUUCCCUGAAAUUAAAAAAAAAUCUUUUCAACGAAACCUUUGUUUUUUUUUUUUUGGGGUGAGAUUGAACUUUUUGAAAAGAGGGCCUAACCUUUUAAGACGUCUCACAGAAUUUUUGAUUCUGUUUAAUUUAUUUUUUAUUAUUAUAUUAUUUUUCAAGAAUCGAGCCAGCGAUUCCUUCGCUGUUAAUAAUCGUAAUUCUUGUAUUAAUUGUAUCUCAUUGUACAUAUCGUAAUAAGUUUUAAAAGAAAAAACUCGAACCCAAAUGUUCUCGAUGAAACCCCCCCCCCUCCCUCCCUCCCCCGAAGAUUAAAAAAUAUAUAUAAUUCCACUUCUCUUUUAUUUAGAGUAUUUUAAGAGUGCGCUUUUUUAAUUAUAGAAAAGAAAGUGAACUUGUUUAUAUAGAAUCAAUUUGUCUUUCCAAUUCUCAUUUUCCUGUCUGUCUCUUUUCCCUUUUUUAAAAAAAAAUAAUAAUAAAACGUCGCGCAUUAUGUCCUCGACUUCAUUCCAAAAAAAAUGCAUUUCGCGAUUUUCAAUCGUCUUCCGCUCGCUCGAUUUAUUUUUUCUUGGAAUAAUAUUCGCGAGGUGAUACAAAAAAAAAAAAUAUAUAUAUAUUUAUUGCUUUUAUAGAAAGCCCCCCCCAUUCAGAAAAAAAGUUUGUUUUGAAGAAAUUGAAAAUCCGUUUAAAUUCUUUUAUUAAAAAUGAAAAAAAAAAAAAAAUUAUUGGAAAUUUGUUGAGUUGACAUUUUACGUUUAAAUUUUUAAUUUAGUUCGAAAAAUUUUUUUUUUUCGUACAAUAUUUUUUAAUGUAUAAAUUAAAAAUUAUGCCACAAACAUCGUAUUUGAUUGGAAAUAAAAUUUUUGCUCGUAGAUCGAGUAAGUUAGGGAGUGCAAUUGACUGAGAAUUUUGUAAAAAGUAAUAGGAAAUAGUCGAAAAAGUAAAAUAAAAUGAAAAAAAAAAGUUGGUAUAGUUCGACGAUGAGUUUUACGAUUAUAUGCGACUUUAUAAUUAUAUAUAUAUAUAUAUAUAUUAUAUAUAUAUAUGUUUUUUGGAAGUUCGAGUUUAGUUUUUAGCGACACUGAGUACAAGUUGUAUACGGAAAAACACCAGAGACAGAAAACUUAGAACUCUUCCGCACAUCUUGCACAAUCGUGGAAUUUUAUUUUAUUUAUAAACUGCCUCUGUUGUUUGUAAUUAUUUAUAUUACGCGAAAAAAAGAAACUUCAAGCGAGAGAGAUAUACCUUUUGUAUUUAAUUUGUUUAAUAAAAAAAAAAAAAUCGAAUCAUAGUACAAAAUUUGUUCUUUUUCGUUUUAUUUUCUUUGCAGAAAAAAACCUUUUUAAAAUUCUAAAAUAGAAUUUUUUUUUUUUAAUGUUUUAGGAAGAGUUUUAAAAUUUGUAUAAUGGUGAAAUGAUUUUUGGUCUUGUUUAAAUAUUUUUAUAAAUUUAUUAUAAGAAAAAUGGAAAGAAAUGAUAAUUAUUCCUGUAGAAAAAAUUUUUUUUUUUGAAAAUAUGAAGUGGAACUUAUCUGCGAAAUAAUUUGUCAAAAAAAAAAAAAAAAAAAUGAAAAAAAAAUUACAUCGCUGACUACUCUUUUAUACGAUGCGCUGUUUUUCUAUAUUAUAUCCGUCUUAUUGCGUCAAUAUCUCCGUUUAAUAAAUGGAGAGAAAUAUACAGAGAGAGAGAGACAGAUUCAAAUUUUAGGUGGUCGUGAUAUAUUUAACGAACGCAUAAUUUUACACAUUAAAUUUCCCUUUGUACUCUAUUAAAAAGUUCGACAUCCAUGACAUGCUCGUCUUUAUGACAAAAAUCCUCGUAGAUGUUGUAACAUGUAAAUCUCGAACAAUAUAAACUUUAUUUAAACCAAA